Molecule: messenger RNA, 2807 nt
Organism: Prunus avium (sweet cherry)
Lineage: Eukaryota; Viridiplantae; Streptophyta; Magnoliopsida; Rosales; Rosaceae
Source: RefSeq, a predicted model, not a curated record
UGACUCUUCAGCAGAUAGAAGUUAUGUUGAGAAAUCAAAUGUUAGUGAGAGUUUGUUACUGAUGAAAUUCUACUCCUUAUCAUCUGGAGUGGCAAACUUCUUGCUGUCUGACAGUGAAGGUAGAGAACUGGAUCUCCCCUUUCAACUUACAGAUCAAGAAAUGGAGAUCGUCCGUUAUAAUAGAAGUACAUUUAUACUGGGACGCUCAGGCACCGGGAAGACAACAGUUCUUACAAUGAAAUUAUGUCAGAAAGAACAGCAGCAACGUAUUGCAGAGGAAGGAUUCUAUGGUGUUGAGAAUGCACUCUCGCAUGUUUUUCCGAAUAAUAACGAGGUUGAGCAGAGUCCUGCUGGUGCUAAUAUGUGUGUCUUGCGCCAGCUUUUUGUGACAGUGAGUGCGAAACUCUGUUUUGCUGUCAAGCAACAUGUUUUACACUUGAAAAGUUUUUCUUCUGGGGGAAACCAUUCAGGUGAAUGCAGUUCAACUGAUAGCAUUGAUUUUGAGGAUGAAGAAGCCCAGUUCAACAAUAUCCCAGAUUCUUUUCUUGAUAUUCCGCCCAACUGUUAUCCUCUUUUCAUAACAUUCCAUAAGUUCUUGAUGAUGCUUGAUGGAACCUUAGGUAACUCAUUCUUUGAAAGAUUCCUUGACACCUCAGAACCUUGGCCAAGUUCAAGAUCAGUUGCGCUGCAGACGGUUCUCAGACAAAAGGAGGUCAAUCUUGCGAGGUUCAGCACCUCUUAUUGGCCUCAUUUUAAUAUACAGCUAACAAAGAAGCUUGAUCCUUCUAAAGUAUUUACAGAGAUUAUCUCUCAUAUCAAAGGCGGCCUGGGAGUCACAGAAGCAGGUGAUGGAAAACUCAGUCGAGGAGAUUAUGUCCAACUUUCAGAGUGCCGGGCGUCAAAUCUAAGCAAGGAGAAGAGGGAGAUGAUAUAUGAUAUAUUUCUGGUUUAUGAAAAAAAGAAAAAGAAAGAUGUUGAAUUUGAUGUCACUGAUUUUGUUAAUGAUAUUCACCGUCGACUCAGACGUGAAAAGUACAAGGGUCAUGAAAUGGAUUUUGUAUAUAUUGAUGAGGUUCAGGAUCUAACAAUCAAUCAGAUUAGACUCUUCAAACACGUUUCCAGUAAUGUUGAAGAGGGUUUUGUUUUUUCUGGCGAUACUGCACAGGCAAUUGCAAGGGGUAUUGAUUUUAGAUUCCAAGAUAUACGACACCUGUUCUACAAGGAAUUUGUACUGGAAUCAAAAGAGAAACACGAAGAAAGAGAAGACAAAGGACAAAUCUCAAAAAUGUUUCAUUUGUCUCAAAACUUCCGUACGCAUGAUGGUAUACUGAAGUUAUCACAGAGCAUAAUUGAUCUACUUUACCAUUUUUUCCCCCAAUCUAUUGAUAAAUUGAAACCUGAAACCAGUCCAAUAUAUGGGGAAGCUCCAGUUUUGCUUGAAUCUGGAAAAAAUGAGAAUAUAAUCAUGAAGAUUUUUGGAAGUAGUGAUACUUUUUGUGGAAAUAUAGUUGGCUUUGGAGCGGAGAUAGUUGGCUUUGGAGCGGAGCAGGUUAUUUUGGUGCGUGAUAAGCAUGCUCGGAACGAAAUUUCCAAUCAAGUUGCAAAGCGAGCUCUUGUUCUUACUAUAUUGGAGAGCAAGGGCCUUGAAUUUCAGGAUGUACUGCUUUACAACUUUUUUGGAUCAUCACCAUUGCAAAAUCAGUGGAGGGUGAUAUACAAUUACAUGGAGGAGCAUGAUUUGCUUGACUCCACUUUACCUGAGCACUUUCCAAGUUUUGAUGAAGGCAAACACAACAUCUUAUGUUCCGAACUUAAGCAACUAUAUGUUGCUGUCUCUCGUACUAAACAAAGGUUGUGGGUUUAUGAGAAUGUGGAAGAGCUAUCCAAUCCCAUGUUUAACUAUUGGAAAAGGAAAUGUCUUGUGCAAGUUAGGCACCUCGAUGAUUCACUUGCAAGGGAAAUGCAAGCUUAGAGCAAUCCAGAGGAGUGGAGGUCACGUGGCAUGAAGCUCUAUCAAGAGGAUAACUAUGAAAUGGCCACAAUGUGUUUUCAAAGAGCUGGUGAUACUUAUUGGGAAAGAAGGUCGAAAGCUGCUAGCCUGAAAGUUAUGGCUGACCUUAAGCGCACUUCAAAUCCUGAAAAGGCUAAUGCUCUCCUCAAGGAAGCUGGAGAAAUUUUUGAAUCUUUAGGGAAGGCAGAUUCUGCUGCCCAAUGCUUUUUUGAUUCUGGGGAGUACAAAAGAGCAGCUAGGAUUUAUUUGGACAAAUGUGGAAAACCUGGACUUGAAAGAGCUGCAGAAUGCUAUUCUCUAGCAGGAUGCUACAAGUGUGCAGGCGAAAUAUUUGAAUCUAUAGGCAAAGCAGAUUCUGCUGCCAGAUGCUUCUAUUAUUUGGGGGAGUAUGAAAGGGCAGCUAACAUUUAUUUGGAAAAGUGCGGCAAACUUGGACUUGAAAGAGCUGGCAAAUGCUUCUCUCUAGCAGGAUUCUAUGAGCAUGCAGCCGAUGCAUAUGCCAAGGGCAAAUUUUUCUCCGAGUGUCUAACUAUGUGUUUGAAGGGAAAACUAUUUGACAUAGGUUUGGAAUAUAUUAAAUUUUGGAAGCAACAAGCAAGAGAAGAGUAUGAUCUGGCAUUAAGAGGAAAAGGUACGGAUGAAAUUGAACUGGAUUUUCUUGAGAGCUGUGCAUUUCAUUAUCAUGAGGUUGAAGAUAACAGAUCCAAGAUGAAACUUGUUAAAGGUGAAAUGUUAUCUGGGCAAAAAAUUUUGAAUACUCAUCUUUCUUCAAGCUCGUCAAAGUAUGUGUGGGAAG